AUGAUAAAUGAACACGAAGCAGCAAUCGUAAGGACCACUACCGAAGUCAUAACGGCUACUUUCACAACAAUGAGCGUUGCCAAACCCACGCAUGUACAAAUACCUGCGGCUCCCUAUACUCUACUUGGCGUAGAACAAAACCCAAACGCUUUUAGCGCAAUACUUAAACUCUCUGAUCCUUCAGCCUCCUCAAACUUUACCCAAGAUAUAUCACCUCUUUCUCUAACUGUUUCUUACGAAACACCCUAUCGCGUUCGAGUAUGUAUCUCUGAUCACGAGGGAAAACGGUGGCGGGUUCCCCCGUCUGUCGUGGAGGUGGACGGACCUCACGAUAAUAAUAAGGAGUUUGGAUACAAGUUUAAAUAUAACGUGCAUGAGGACGAAACAUUCGCGGGAUUUUCUGUUAGCAGACAGAAGCCUCGUGAAGAAGUUUUCGUAAAGAAGACAAAAGUCUACGAAUCUGACAGCUGCAGUGGGAAGGCACUCUUCGACUGCAUAAAUGAGAAAUUUGUAUUCAAAGACCA
Messenger RNA from Paraglomus brasilianum, 524 nucleotides. Lineage: Eukaryota; Fungi; Glomeromycota; Glomeromycetes; Paraglomerales; Paraglomeraceae. The record is from the annotation of a GenBank genome assembly.